Molecule: messenger RNA, 1431 nt
Organism: Acanthosepion pharaonis
Lineage: Eukaryota; Metazoa; Mollusca; Cephalopoda; Sepiida; Sepiidae
Source: the annotation of a GenBank genome assembly
AUGAUUACUCACUGGAAGAGCACAAAUAAGUCUGAAGCAGCCAACAAAGAUGGAGAACGUGAUCGUAACAGAGAUCGCCGCAGCGACCGUGAACUCCAGAGGAGUAGUGGUAAGCCACCACUGGCACUGGCACACAGAGUUGCUUCUGCUCCUGGAGCUUUGGCUAUGCAAUCACCCCGUCAUAGCAAUAGUGGUGUACUGCCCGACCUGUUGCCGCCACAUACACCCCCACAGUCAAGAUCACCACCAAUGCCACAAAGACCUCAAGACAAAAGUACUUCUGAAGAGUAUCGUCAGGCAGUGGGCAAACAGGCACCAAUGCAUCAGAAAUCUUUCACUGCAUUUGGGUUUGGGGCAGGCUCCACCAUUGGUUCCAUGACACCAUCACGCAGAGGUUCUCAGAUCAAUGUCAAUGUGACUCCUUCACAGACUAUGGAAGGUGUUAGUGAAACACCUGAGAUCCGCAAAUAUAAGAAACGCUUUAGCUCAGACAUUCUUUGCGCUGCCUUGUGGGGUGUUAAUUUAUUGAUAGGAACAGAAAAUGGUUUGACUUUGUUGGAUAGAAGUGGUCAAGGUAAAGUUUAUGCAUUGAUAUCUCGGCGUAGAUUUCAACAAAUGGAGGUUUUGGAAGGCCAAAAUAUCCUGGUCACUAUCUCUGGCAAAAAAAAUAAAAUCCGUGUAUAUUAUCUCUCAUGGCUGAAAAGUAAAAUUUUCAAAACAGAAACUGUGACUAGUGAUAAGAAGAAUGGUUGGGUAAAUGUAGGAAAUUUAGAAGGCUGUGUCCAUUUCAAGAUUGUAAAAUAUGAAAGGAUCAAGUUUCUUGUGAUAGCACUUCAAGACAGCAUUGAGAUCUAUGCAUGGGCCCCUAAACCAUACCAUAAGUUUAUGGCAUUUAAGUCCAUACCUGAACUAACAAAUAAACCUUUGUUAGUUGACUUGACAAUUGAAGAGAAUCAGCGAUUGAAAGUUAUCUACGCUUCCAGUAUAGGCUUCCAUGCCAUCGACCUUGACACACACACAGUGUUUGAUCUGUACAUUCCUUCACAUACGCAGGGUCCUAUCACGCCUCAUACAAUGGUGAUUCUACCCAACACAGACGGCCUUCAGUUGCUGUUAUGUUAUGAUAAUGAAGGUGUUUAUGUGAACACCAAUGGAAAGAUCACUAAAAAUGUGGUUUUGCAGUGGGGAGAACUACCAACCUCAGUUGCCUAUAUCAGCACAGGUCAGAUCAUGGGCUGGGGCAACAAAGCAAUAGAGAUUCGGGCUGCUGAAACUGGCCAUCUUAAUGGGGUCUUCAUGCACAAAAAAGCACAGAAACUUAAAUUCUUAUGUGAACGAAACGAUAAGGUGUUCUUCUCAUCUGUCCGCUCUGGGUCAUCUUGCCAAAUCUACUUCAUGACAUUGAACAAGCCAGGCAUGACUAACUGGUGA